This is a messenger RNA of Cavenderia fasciculata, 2205 nucleotides long. Its product is annotated as RapGAP/RanGAP domain-containing protein. Bases 1 to 2205 code for a protein of 734 amino acids. The transcript has 6 exons. Lineage: Eukaryota; Evosea; Eumycetozoa; Acytosteliales; Cavenderiaceae. The record is from RefSeq and is a predicted model, not a curated record. Gene Ontology annotation, biological process: activation of GTPase activity; regulation of small GTPase mediated signal transduction. Gene Ontology annotation, cellular component: cytoplasm. Gene Ontology annotation, molecular function: GTPase activator activity.
AUGGAUAGUUUUCAAUCAUUUGGAUUAUGUGAGAAAGCAUUGGAAUUCAAUGUAGAAGUUGAGUUUCCUAAUCACAGCAAAAAGAUUUAUCAAUUUCAUUCAAGAUUCACUGUCGAUAAAAUAAAGGAUUCACCAACAGCAUUAAGUAAGAAUGACUAUACUCUCCAAGUCGGUGAUGAACAACUAUCAGUUGAUUUUGUUAGAUUUAUAGUUAGCUCCCCAAAAAUAACAGAAGCAUUGGCAAUUGAACCAAUUGUUAAAAUUCAAGUUGCCCUCAAGGUUUCUUCAUUUACAAAUACUCAACGUGAAAAAUUGAUAAUUGGAACAAAUAAUAUGAAUCAAUUAAAAUCGAAUCUUGAAAAAUCACCUAUUGCAGCUAGAUUGGCUGGUGGUGGUAGAUUAUCAAUGACGAUGGGUGCCGGUGGAAUCUUGAAUCAAGAUGCUCAAAACACUUUAAAGUUGUUGAAAAAAUAUAAAGAAGAGAAUGGAAUUAAAGAUGACUCGAAUGAUCAUAAAAAGUCAUCUUCAAAGGAUUCACCUACCAAAGAGAGGAGUUCAAGUUCCAAUAGUUUCUUUUCAGUCAGACAAGAACGUAGCAGUAGUAGUGGUAGUAUCACCAGAGAGAGUAGUACUUCAAGUUUGAAUGGUAGUGAUGUAGAUAGUGACACUGACUGUUAUGCUGCUAGUACAGCCAACAAAUAUGCAACUAUUACAGCUUCACAUUUAUCACCAUCGAAAAAGACCGGUUCGGGUGGCGAUGGUAGUGGAGGUGGAUCACCAUCAACACCAAAGUCAAAAUUAAAAUCCUUUUUAUUCUCAGAGAAGAAAAAGAGUUCAACCAAAUCGUCUCAAUCAUGUGACGAUCUAUCAUUAUCCAUUUCGACAUCACCAAUACUAUUGGUUUCAAAUAGACCAAAAACACAAGACUAUUCUACUUCUUCUUUGCAAAGCGGUCCAACUGAAUUGGGUGGAUCUGCCAACAGUCCUUUAUCACAUUCACCUUCACAUUCACGGUCAUCAUCUUGCGAUGCAUUUUCAUCGUCACCCAACAACAACAACAAUAAUAAUGGUGCUGCAGGAACAAUAAGUAAUUACGAACAGAUUAAAGAUUUUAGUUUAAUUGAAAAUACCAAAGGAUUCAAUGUAGAGUCUUACCGAAAGGGCUAUCAAGCAAGUCGUCAUCUCCAACUUGACCCCCUCAUCACCAAUGAAAGUUGGUACGCCAAACAUUUCCACAAUCAACCAGACCACGUUAAUUUUAUUGGUCAAGAUGAAAAGAAUGGUACUUUUAUAGUAUCUUGUAUUAAAAAUAUCGUCGUCUCUGAAGAUAAAGAAAAAGAUAAAUCAUCAAAAAAUAAUAGUUAUAAAGUUUUAUUAAGAACUAAAUCUAAUGAUAUUUAUACAACUACCAAUUUAUCAUCAUCAAAAAUACAAAUUAAAGAAAUCAUUCAAAAUAUAGCACCAGACUUAUCAACUAAAAAUAUAAAGAAAUUCAAAUCAACAACGGCAGUGGGAUCAUUGGAAAAGGAGUUAUUGAAUUUUGAAGAACGUCAGCGAAUUAAAAGUUUUAAAUUUGGUGUACUCUAUUGUGGCGCAAAUCAAUCGACCGAAGAGGAGAUGCUCUCCAAUGCAAGUGGAAGUCAAGAUUUUAAUGAAUUCCUAGAUAUUCUUGGUGGUCGUAUAAAGUUGGAAGGAUGGACCAAUUAUCGAGCUGGAUUGGACGUUAAAUCAAAUACCACCGGUACCGAAUCGAUAUAUCAGCUGUACCAAGAUUUUGAAAUUAUGUAUCAUGUCUCUACACUACUUCCUCACAGUAUAGUAGAUAGUCAACAGGUUGAAAAGAAAAGACAUAUUGGUAAUGACAUUGUUGUAAUUAUAUUUAAAGAAAGUGAUAAACCAAUAUCUCCAAAUACUUUUCAAUCUGAUUUUAAUCAUGUAUUUAUUGUAGUAUCAGUUGAUAAACAACAUACACAACAAAAGAGAUACAAAGUUGCCAUAACAUACAAAGAUGGAGUUCCUCAAAACCAACCAUUCUUGGAAUACCCAUGUACUUUCCAAAAUAAUCAAGACUUUAAAAACUUUUUAUUGUGUAAAUUUAUCAAUACAGAAUGUUCAUCAUAUGAAGCUCCAAGUUUCAAGAUAAAGAUUCAAAGAACUAGAACAAUGCUACUAAAAAAUAUUUGUGAUACUUAUACUACUAAAUAA